ACAUCUUAGCUCCGAAAAUCGAAGAUUCCUUCAACGAUCUGAGACGCUUCUCUCUCGUAGCACCAAAUCGCACACUCCAAUCAAGGUCACAAUCUAGAGAGAGAGAAAGAGAGAAUCAGAGGAAAAAAAAUGUGGUUGGGUUUGUUAGCUUCGAAGGCCAUGAGACCCACCUCAAGGCUCUUCAAUUACCAAAACCCUAGCAACUUCCUCAUCCGAACCAUUGUUUCAAAACCCGAGCUUCGGAAUCCGGAAGCUACCGCCGCACAACCCCAGCCGGAACAGCCUCCGCUCCCUCCCCGAACUCCGGUCGCCGGCGCAAGAGUUCACUUCCCGAACCCUGACGAUGCAAUUGAGGUGUUCGUCGACGGCUACCCCGUGAAAAUCCCCAAGGGUAUGACAGUUCUUCAGGCCUGUGAGAUUGCCGGCGUCGACAUCCCUCGAUUUUGCUACCAUAGCAGACUCUCCAUUGCCGGCAAUUGCCGUAUGUGCCUCGUUGAAGUCGAGAAAUCCCCCAAGCCUGUUGCUUCUUGCGCCAUGCCUGCUCUUCCUGGGAUGAAAAUUAAGACCGACACGCCUGUAGCAAAGAAAGCUCGAGAAGGGGUGAUGGAAUUUUUAUUGAUGAAUCAUCCAUUAGAUUGCCCGAUUUGUGAUCAGGGUGGGGAAUGUGAUCUUCAGGAUCAGUCAAUGGCAUUUGGCGCUGAUCGUGGUCGGUUCACUGAAAUGAAGAGAUCUGUGGUGGAUAAAAAUCUUGGACCUUUGGUGAAGACUGUGAUGACUCGGUGCAUUCAAUGUACAAGGUGUGUUAGAUUUGCAACAGAGGUUGCAGGGGUUCAGGAUCUUGGCAUGCUAGGUCGUGGCAGUGGAGAGGAGAUUGGAACAUAUGUUGAGAAACUUAUGACAAGCGAACUUUCUGGAAAUGUGAUAGAUAUCUGUCCUGUGGGAGCACUCACUUCAAAACCUUUUGCAUUUAAAGCCCGGAAUUGGGAGUUGAAGGGUACAGAGAGCAUUGAUGUUACUGAUGCUGUUGGAUCCAAUAUUCGAAUUGAUAGCAGAGGACCUGAAGUCUUGCGCAUUGUUCCUCGUUUAAAUGAGGACAUAAAUGAAGAAUGGAUUUCAGACAAGACCCGCUUUUGUUAUGAUGGUUUAAAGAGGCAGAGGUUAAAUGACCCCAUGAUUCGUGGUUCUGACGGACGCUUUAAGGCUGUGAGCUGGCGUGAUGCCCUUGCUGUGGUAGCAGAGAUUGCCCAUCAAGUUAAACCAGAAGAAAUUGUUGGAAUAUCUGGCAAACUUUCUGAUGCUGAGUCCAUGAUUGCACUAAAAGAUUUCUUGAAUAAGAUGGGGUCAAAUAAUGUGUGGUGUGAAGGCAUUGGCGUAAAUACUAAUGCUGAUUUGAGAUCAGGAUAUAUUAUGAAUACUAGCAUUGCUGGUCUUGAGAAAGCGGAUGUUUUUCUGUUGGUUGGUACCCAGCCACGGGUGGAAGCUGCUAUGGUUAAUGCCAGAAUACGGAAGACUGUCAGAUCAAACGAAGCCAAGGUUGGGUACAUUGGGCCUGCUCCUGAUUUCAACUAUGAUCACCAACAUCUCGGUACUGGCCCUCAAACACUUCUGGAAAUUGCUGAGGGUCGCCACCCAUUUUUCAAGACUAUCUCAAAUGCUAAAAACCCUGUUAUCAUUGUUGGUGCUGGUAUUUUUGAGAGGAAGGACCAGGAUGCAAUUUUUGCAGCUGUUGAAACCAUUGCGAAAAAAGGGAAUGUUGUCAGACCUGACUGGAAUGGCCUUAAUGUAUUGCUUCUCCAUGCUGCCCAGGCUGCUGCACUUGACCUUGGACUUGUGCCCCAGUCUGAAAAAAGCCUUGAGUCUGCAAAAUUUGUAUAUUUGAUGGGUGCUGAUGAUAUAAACAUGGACAAUAUCUCGGAGGAUGCUUUUGUUGUUUAUCAAGGUCAUCAUGGUGACAAGAGUGUUUAUCGCGCAAACGUCAUUUUGCCAGCAGCAGCAUUCAGUGAGAAGGAAGGGACCUAUGAAAACACUGAAGGAUGCACCCAACAAACAUUGCCUGCAGUUCCAACAGUUGGUGACUCCAGAGAUGAUUGGAAGAUAAUUCGAGCUUUGUCUGAGGUGUCAGGAGUGCGGUUGCCCUAUGAUACAAUUGGGGCUGUUCAUGCCCGAAUCAGGACUGUAGCACCAAAUCUUGUGCACAUGGAUGAGAAAGAGCCAGCCACAUUGCCAUCUUCUCUGAGACCAACCUUCACCAAAAAUGUUGAUACGACUGCAUUUGGGACUGCAGUUGAGAAUUUCUAUAUGACUGAUUCCAUUACCAGGGCAUCAAAGAUAAUGGCACAAUGCAGUGCUAUGCUAUUGAAGAAGUGAAGCAUGGAAACUUUUUUUUCUUGGUUUAAAUAAAAAUGCAGAUUCAUGUUUUUCUUUUACUGGCCAUGGAAGACCAUGCUUGCCCAGAGCUUGUCGGAUGUUGGAAGUACCCAAUAAAUUGAAUUUGGUCUUUAUAUAUUCCAUUUGUAAUAUGCGGUGUAAAAACAUCACUUUUUAGAACUACUCCAUGUACGAUUUGGGUUAUCCGACUGAUUAUGAAAGUUUACUACUUUA
Messenger RNA from Gastrolobium bilobum, 2601 nucleotides. Its product is annotated as NADH dehydrogenase [ubiquinone] iron-sulfur protein 1, mitochondrial. Lineage: Eukaryota; Viridiplantae; Streptophyta; Magnoliopsida; Fabales; Fabaceae. Gene Ontology annotation, cellular component: membrane. The transcript is spliced from 5 exons. The record is from RefSeq and is a predicted model, not a curated record. Gene Ontology annotation, molecular function: iron-sulfur cluster binding; NADH dehydrogenase (ubiquinone) activity. Gene Ontology annotation, biological process: ATP synthesis coupled electron transport. The coding region runs from base 130 to 2367 and encodes 745 amino acids.